GCAGCAACUUCGCACUCUUUCCCUCCUCACCGCCACCACCGCAUCGCCAACGCCAUGCAGCCCCUGUUCAAGAAGAAGAGAUCACGGCCUCAGCCAUCAGCAUCCACCACCUCCUCCUCCUCAACAGCAUCGCAGCAAGCUAGUCGUCGCGACGAUGGCAAUGAUAGCGGCGAAGACGAGGCGGGCCCGUCCGUCGUCGUAACAAAGCAGCGCAAGCUCGAUUCCUCCAAUCCACUCGUCUCGUCAACGGGCAUCUCACUCGCCAAGCGCAAUAGAUUGGCAGCGCAGCAGGAAGCAGCAGACGAUGAAGCCCUCUCACUGCUAGAAGACGAGUACUCAUCCGUCACUGCCCGCGCAAAGGCUUCCGGCUCCUCCACGUCCGCGGGAGCGACGUCAAAUCGAGACAACGCUACGAGGGGAGCCGACUGGUAUGAUGAAGCUGAGGGCACCAGCAGACGAUCGGGUAGCCCCAACGCCGCGCCUCCGCCGAAAGUCAACAACGAUGACGGAGUCUACCGCGGCCUGUCCGCCUACUCCUCCGCCUCCGCCUCAAAGGGCGCCGCCAUCACCUCUAGUAAGACUGCCCAGCGUGGUCCCAUCCGAGCCCCGAACAACAUCCGCACCGUAACAGUCAUGGACUAUCAGCCAGACGUGUGUAAAGACUACAAAGAGACGGGCUACUGCGGCUUCGGGGACACCUGCAAAUUCUUGCACGAUCGUAGCGACUAUCUAGCCGGCUGGCAGAUGGAGGCUGCCUACAUGCCCAACAGCUCGGCGCGUAACCUCGGCGAGGACGAUGCGGCGCAAGAUCUCGACGAUGAGGAGGAAGAGAUCCCCUUUGCUUGCCUCCUCUGCCGGCAACCCUUCACUGACCCCAUCGUCACGCGAUGUGGUCAUUACUUCUGCUCAGGAUGUGCUAUCAAGCGUUACGCAAAGACGCCGAAAUGCUUUGCAUGUGGAGCGCAGACGGGUGGAAUAUUCAACAGUGCGACGAAGAUCAUCGAGAGGAUGGAGAAGAGGAGGCGAGGCAAGGAGGAGGAGAGGAAAGAGAAGGCUAAGGGAUGGGGGCGAGAGAACGGGGAGGGGGAGGAGGGUGGAGAGCAAGAAUUCUUGGAGGGGGUGGAGAUUGGUGGUGGGGAUGAAGAGGAGUAGCAGGAUCUGUGAGAGUGACGUACGCUCCCCUAGCAAAGGAGCAGGGCAGGUGCUGAUAAUUCUAAUACCAAUGACGAGCAGCAGGCCUCCCUACCAUUUCAACCUGCCCAGAUCAAUGAGCUGGGUCCGCUGACCGCGGAGUGGAGCUUCGUGAAGCGCGAGAUACUGCCUUGCAUGAAACUAAGCCUUGUGUAGCCACCCUGCGUAGCAACGGACCUGCGUGAUGCAGAGCGCUGUCGCAUUCUC
Molecule: messenger RNA, 1398 nt
Organism: Jaminaea rosea
Lineage: Eukaryota; Fungi; Basidiomycota; Exobasidiomycetes; Microstromatales
Exons: 1
Coding region: 55-1152 (365 amino acids)
Biological process (GO): snoRNA splicing
Cellular component (GO): U2-type spliceosomal complex
Molecular function (GO): metal ion binding
Source: RefSeq, a predicted model, not a curated record